Messenger RNA from Fusarium tjaetaba, 498 nucleotides. RefSeq names its product oxidoreductase. Lineage: Eukaryota; Fungi; Ascomycota; Sordariomycetes; Hypocreales; Nectriaceae. The transcript is spliced from 3 exons. The coding region runs from base 1 to 498 and encodes 165 amino acids. The record is from RefSeq and is a predicted model, not a curated record.
AUGUUGGAAGCCUACGUCACUCUCAUCUCAAUGGCUGCCAUGAAAGCACUCCCGGAGAAGAAUGUCAAAACCUACCUCCCUGAUGCCUUGCACUUCCAGCGAGCAAUCCAGAAUGCUCGGCAAGCUUGUUGGGACGCUAUUGUUCUUACCUACAAGAACAGCGAAGAAUGUCCAAUACGCAUGCCCCUUGAGAUGCGCAUCAUGGGCGGUAGCGGUGUGAUAAUGGCACCCCAACGCGGAAAUGCCCUUGGAACGUGUAGGGAAAGUUUGAAGACUCAUCCGCAUUGGGCUAAGGAGUGGCAUGGGUAUACGGUUGAUGGCAAGCCGUGGAUUGGGAGGCUUGAGGCAGUGGAUUACAAGGGCGAAAGACAACAGUUUCUCCAGACGCUUGCUGACAUUGGAAAAAAGGCUGGUUGGCCGUUGCAAGAUUUGCAAGAGCGAUUCUCAAAUGAUCUUUUCGAUGUCCUCUUCUUUGAUAAGAAGCCACAGAAGAACUGA